CGUUGAUCAGUCGUUUUAAAACCAAACCCGCCACUGUUGUGUUUCCCAGAUAGCUCGAUCCAUCAUGGCGAUGCAUGCGAAAGCGACUCCACCACAGAUCCCGGACACCCGCCGGGAGCUCGCUGAACUGGUGAAGAGGAAACAGGAGCUCGCUGAGACGCUGGUGAACCUGGAAAGACAGAUAUAUGCAUUUGAGGGCAGCUACUUAGAAGACACUCAGAUGUAUGGCAACAUCAUCAGAGGAUGGGACCGAUACCUCACCAACCAAAAGAACUCCAACAGUAAGACUGAUAGAAGAAAUAGGAAAUUCAAGGAGGCAGAGCGUUUAUUCAGCAAGUCGUCUGUCACGUCAGUCGCAGCGGUAUGUGCACUCGGCGGGAUACCAGAUCACAUGAGUGAAAAACGCGAGGCAGGCAGCGGCACAGAAAGCGACGCAUCUCCAGAUCUCCAAAACCAAGAAAACGAGCCCAGCCAGGAGGACACGGAGGACGUGGACUCGACGCUGCAGGACCUAAAGCCCCAAAAGGCUGCCUCCUCCUCCUCCUCCGGCAGCCAUCACGGAAGCCACAAGAAGAGGAAGAAUAAAAACAGACACAGGUUUGACAUGAAGGUUAACAAAAAGCCGAGAGCUGAUUAUUCAACCUAACAAAGACGACUGGAAGACCUGGAAAACACACGAGAGGAUACAUGUAGAGAAACACAAUAUUUCUGGACUUUGUGAACUUUGUAUGCCUUUUAUUUUAAUUUUUUUUGUCAUGUUUCAGUCUGUACUGUGCGUAUUGCUCGAAACAUUCCCCCCCCUUCCCCCCAGCCACCCACCACCCUGCAUGUUACUCGGGGCCUGACGAGGCUCACCUCCAGUAACGCACCAUCUUGUAUAGUGUUUAAAAAAAAAAAAAAAGACUGUAUUUAUUAUGUAGCUAAUUACCAUGUUUCCCAUUGUAAGAAAGUUUUGCUUUUUUUUUUUUUUUUUUUUUGUUAAUCGUCACAUACUUGUAUAACCCCUGAAUGCCCCUGGAUUCUUUUAUUACAUUUUUUUGUUUUGCAAAAAAAUAAUAAAACACCAGUAACGUGA
Thunnus maccoyii (southern bluefin tuna) is the source of this 1075-nucleotide messenger RNA. RefSeq names its product MYST/Esa1-associated factor 6 (gene meaf6). The transcript is spliced from 7 exons. Lineage: Eukaryota; Metazoa; Chordata; Actinopteri; Scombriformes; Scombridae. Gene Ontology annotation, cellular component: NuA4 histone acetyltransferase complex. The record is from RefSeq and is a predicted model, not a curated record. The coding region runs from base 65 to 646 and encodes 193 amino acids.